CCCCUCACCCCCCUGAGCUACUCAGGUGGGGGCCGGAGCAGCGCCCAGGUGUCACUGGCUGAGCAACCGCCCUGGGACCGGGAUGUGGAGCUGCUGGUGUAUUACACGGAGCCGCACAAGCCCAGCGCGGUGCUGGAGGCUGGGCUGCCUGGAGCUGAGCCAGGCUCCCUGAUGGGCGACCCAGCCGUGAUGGUGACCCUGCUGCCCAAACUGCUGGAGGCGGGGCUGAGCCAGAGCACGGCCGGCGAGUUCGUCUUCCUACUGGAUCGCUCCGGCAGCAUGGACUGCACCAUGGACGCCCGCGCCGACUCCCCCCGGCGCAUCGACAGCGCCAAGGAGACCCUGGUCCUGCUGCUGAAGAGUUUGCCCCUGGGCUGUUACUUCAACAUCUACGGCUUUGGGUCCGAGUUCGAGUCCUUCUACCCGUGA
Molecule: messenger RNA, 429 nt
Organism: Pelodiscus sinensis (Chinese soft-shelled turtle)
Lineage: Eukaryota; Metazoa; Chordata; Testudines; Trionychidae
Source: RefSeq, a predicted model, not a curated record